AGCAUCUGGGAAGUUGAUUCUCUGGGGAGGUCAAGCCAAGCAGAACUUGGUUCCGGAUAGGGGUGGCGCGGAGGCGUGUCCAGUGCCCCUUAGCCCUCCCACGUCCCCGCCUCCAAGCCCGCGGAUUCGCUUUCGGUUGGACAGCUGAGUGUCGGGGGAUGUGGAGUCGGAACGAGCAGCAGAUGUCGCUGCCCUUGGUUCCCAGCUGGGCCUGACACCUGGCCCUCCCUAGCAACUCCUACCACUUCCUGCCCAGGACUCCCAGAAGCUGGAGGGAAUGCGGGAAUGUCCUGGAAGGAAGAGCGAUCUGGUGGCUGAAGGAUGACCACGCUCACGCGACAGGACCUCAACUUUGGCCAAGUGGUGGCCGACGUACUCUGCGAGUUUCUGGAGGUGGCCGUGCACCUAAUCCUGUAUGUGCGCGAGGUCUACCCGGUGGGCAUCUUCCAGAAGCGCAAGAAGUACAAUGUGCCAGUUCAGAUGUCCUGCCACCCUGAGCUGAAUCAGUAUAUCCAGGACACGCUGCACUGUGUCAAGCCACUCCUGGAGAAGAAUGACGUGGAAAAAGUGGUGGUGGUCAUUUUGGAUAAGGAGCAUCGCCCAGUGGAGAAGUUCGUUUUUGAGAUCACUCAGCCGCCCUUGCUAUCCAUCAGCUCAGACUCCCUGCUGUCCCAUGUGGAGCAGCUGCUGAGAGCCUUUAUCCUAAAGAUCAGCGUGUGUGAUGCUGUCCUGGACCACAACCCCCCAGGCUGCACCUUUACAGUCCUGGUCCACACCAGAGAAGCUGCCACGCGCAACAUGGAAAAGAUCCAGGUGAUCAAGGAUUUUCCGUGGAUCCUGGCAGAUGAGCAGGAUGUCCACAUGCACGAUCCCCGGCUGAUACCCCUAAAAACCAUGACGUCAGACAUUUUAAAGAUGCAGCUGUAUGUAGAAGAGCGUGCUCAUAAAAGCAGCUGAGGGAUCACCUGCCCCCCCAUUGCCCAGCUGUCAGACUCUGGGGCCCAGCCCAUGGUGGCUCUGCGGUGCCCCCCUUGACUGCAAGUGCUCUUACUGCCUUGGCGUUGGCUGCUAUCUGGCCCAGCUGCUUGGCCCCACUUGCCUUCGUGGAGCUGGUCUGCCCAGAAGACCAGGGAAGGAUGCCAGGACCGCCAUCUCCCAGCCUCCAAGGGCUCAGUGGCUCACACUGUCUAUCUCAGAUACUGUGCUGUGAGUUGUUUAUUGUGAAUAAAGGGCCCAAAGGGC
Jaculus jaculus (lesser Egyptian jerboa) is the source of this 1242-nucleotide messenger RNA. RefSeq names its product mitotic arrest deficient 2 like 2 (gene Mad2l2). Gene Ontology annotation, cellular component: zeta DNA polymerase complex. The record is from RefSeq and is a predicted model, not a curated record. The transcript has 9 exons. Bases 322 to 957 code for a protein of 211 amino acids. Lineage: Eukaryota; Metazoa; Chordata; Mammalia; Rodentia; Dipodidae.